AAAUGUUUUUGUUUAACGGUGGAGUGAUCAGAUGGUCUUCGUUUAGUAGACUUUUCACACCAAGACUUGAUUUUCUGACAUUUCGUAAAGUGUAUUGCAAUAGAAAUGUAGGAAACGUGGUAAGAAAUGUAGGAUUCGCUACGGUAUGUUAUGCUAGUUACAUUAAUUCUGCUAAAUGUGUGUCCGUGGACGUUUAAUGCAGUCUAUUCUAAUCUUUUAAAGAAGUCAUGGUGGUCUGCUUUCUUAUUCACACCGUGUGUCCGGUGAGCGCGCUCUCUGUCGGUGAGAGCCGGAUACUCUACUCUCGCCUGUUCGGGCCAGAGGAGGUCACACUGCUCCACAGAACCGCCGAGCAGCAGAGACUGGCCCAAAAGGAGACUCUAGGGCUCGUAGCCAGGCAGGUGCGCAGUGCUGUGUCUGCAAGCCGGGAGGCAUCAGGCAGAGUGUUUGUGGAGGCUGGGCUCGGUGAAGAGGCUACUGCUUUGAGUGACGCAGAAUAUGGCGUGUUGUCUUUGGCUCACAGGGAGCCCUUUGAAGGGCGCUGUGUUGCGCUGUGGCUUGGGGUUCAGUCUCUGGCCUUUACUCUGGUGUGUCAGCCACAUGAGAACCUGUUGCUUGCUGAGGGUACUCUGCGGAACCUGACACGCCACUGCCUGGAGGAACUGCGUCUGCUUGGACCUGGAAGUGAGGUGCUGUUAAAAAGUGACCGGGUGGAUGCAAUGCUUCAGAGGCUUCUUCCCCAUGGGCAGCUCCUCUUCCUUAAUCAUCGCUUUGCACAUACCCUGGACAAAGAACUAUCCAGCUACAUGGGCAAAUAAAAUAUUUGGAUAUGUGCUGUGUAAGUAUUCAGUGAAGCUGAAUACAGAAGAAAGUGGCUCAUGAAACAUCUCGUGCCUCACUGGUUAUAUCCAGUUGUUAUUUUUUUAUUAAGUUCUAUAGGUUUAAGACAGAAAUAUCAGCAGUAUCAAGGAGAGAGUGUUAAUGAAUAUGGCAAAUUCAUAUCAUAUGAGUCACCUGAAGUGUGUGUGUGUGUGUGUGUGUGUAAAAGUGUGUAAUUGUGUAACAAUGCAGUGAAAAAAUAAAGUCUGAUAUAUUUUUUUUUACAGUUGCAUGCUGGAACUGUUAUGAUCCUUUAUAUUCCUUUAAAGCACACCUGUGGGGUAACACUGCAUAUGGGGAUAUGUUCAAAAUAUAAUAAAUGUGAUAAUGAAUCAUG
Hemibagrus wyckioides is the source of this 1216-nucleotide messenger RNA. It is a transcript of the gene ap5s1, whose product is annotated as adaptor related protein complex 5 subunit sigma 1. Gene Ontology annotation, biological process: double-strand break repair via homologous recombination; endosomal transport. Bases 228 to 818 code for a protein of 196 amino acids. Gene Ontology annotation, cellular component: lysosome; cytosol; AP-type membrane coat adaptor complex. Lineage: Eukaryota; Metazoa; Chordata; Actinopteri; Siluriformes; Bagridae. The transcript has 4 exons. The record is from RefSeq and is a predicted model, not a curated record.